Messenger RNA from Rhopalosiphum maidis (corn leaf aphid), 1066 nucleotides. RefSeq names its product protein giant-lens-like. Lineage: Eukaryota; Metazoa; Arthropoda; Insecta; Hemiptera; Aphididae. The transcript is spliced from 5 exons. The record is from RefSeq and is a predicted model, not a curated record. Bases 218 to 940 code for a protein of 240 amino acids.
UUAAAAUAUUAAAUAUUAUUAUAAUAUUAUCAUCGCGUCUUACGUUUUUUCAAGAAUUCAGCUCCGGCAUAUGUGUAUACAGCGUAUUUUUUAAAAUUCUUAAAUCGUUUGUGCUGUGCCUACAACACCAAUAACAUCAAUUCACUAUAGAAUCUAUGACAUUUUAGAAUUUGCCGGUACCUAACUACCAACUAUUAGAAACUAUUACAAAAUAAUCAUGUGGAUUAAUUAUAUUGCAUACACUUUAAUAAGUGUAGUCAAUGUGCAUUGUAUAUCUACAUUUACGACUGUUACAUCUAGUAAAAUAGAUAAUGCAGUAUUUAUAUACCCAGGACAAGCAAAAAGUGAACGAGACUUAAGCAUUUGUGAACAAAAUAGUGUAUGUAAUAUUGUACACCUUAGGUUUUGGUUUCCAAAUCAAGUUGAACGUUUAUGUAAAUGCCCAAAUCGUGAAGAAUGUCCAUCAAAGUGGAGCACAAAUGAUAAUCUUAGUAUGCCAUUAGACAACCGUUCACAACUUAAGUUUUGCAAGCCCAUUAAUGAACUGCCCGAUUGUACAACAAAAUCUGAUGAAUCUAUAACGAUUGUAAAAAGUAGAGAGGAUAACAAUGUUCAAAUAAAAGCCAAAGUCCACUGUAACUGUCCACAUCAUACAACUUGGGAAUUAAUAAAACAUGAACAAAAAGACCAACACAAUGAAACUACUGAUAUAAGUUAUGUUGAAGAUUUGUUCAAAUGUAAAAAGUUGAAAGAUUGCAACGCUGGUGAAUUUUGUGGAUAUAUAAGAACAGAUUACUAUUCAACAUAUACUAAAUGCACUUGUCCAUACGGCCAUUUGUGUUUACACAAAGAUAGACAAGAAAGUACAACAUAUGAAAUGUUAUUUUAUGGAACAUCAUACAGAGCAGAAUGUACAUUGUUAAGUGCCGAAUUAAAAUAAGUCUGAUUAUGAUUUUAUUGCUCAAAUCAACUAUUCUAAUGUACUUAAAGAGACUAAUUUUUAAUUUAAUCAAUGUUAGUAAGAAUUACUUAAUCCGAAUUUAAAACAAAUUAUUAGAUUUAAUAA